AUGGAGGACACACGCCGACGCCAGCUACAUAGCUGCGACCCCUGUCGCAAAGGAAAACGGCGUUGCGAUGCACCGAAAAACCGAAAAGACAGCGGGUUCAGUCUCUGCUCCAACUGUAAGCGAUGGAAGAAGGAGUGCACUUUCGACUGGGUAUCCUCGAAGCGUGUGGACUCUCUCGGAACUCGCCGUAAAGGGAAGACUCAAGCUAUGAAUAAGCAUUCGAGUGAUAAUAUUCCUGGAAACGAAAAUUUAUAUGAACUCCCCCGCGAUUUUCAAUGGCACCCAAUUGACCUCGACGACACACUUACCCCAGGCGAUAUCUCAAAAUUUGCUUUUGCCUUUCCAUCGCCUGUACAAGGAGCUAAUUUUGAUGGAUCAGAAGGCACAAGCUCGAGUCUCGAUCAGUCUGACUUGUUUCCCUGGGGAUUAGACAUCCCAGUCAACUGGCAAACUGACAUUGCGAGCCGGGUUUCCCAAGAGGAGUUCACCAGCGUUGAAACUCAGACGGACUUCUAUGACCCCUUAGCAAAUGCGCUUGUCGAUCAGUUUGACUAUGAGCAAGAGUCUCAAUAUGAAAGCAGUCCUCUUUCUUUUUCGUCCACGGCCUCAUCGUGCAAACAGAUUGGUCUCAAAUAUUCGUCAGCUCCCGGCGUCAACCGAAGAUCCAAUCAAGAAAUCCCAUCUAGCUUUUGCAUCUCUUCUGAACAGACAGCAAACCAAUACGCCCGCUCUACAAUGACACGCAAUUUGAUUCGCAUAUAUCAUGAUAGUAUGGAAAAUGCGUUAUCAUGCUGGUUGACAGAGCACAACUGUCCCUACAGCGACUCGAUCAGCACAAUUCUCCCAACCGGAGAAAGGAAGGAGUGGGGUCCUAAUUGGUCGAACAGGAUGUGCAUUCGAGUAUGUCAGCUUGAUCGUGUAUCUUCGUCAAUAAGAGGUCGAGCGUUGAGUGGAGAAGAAGAUAGAACCGCAGCUCGUGUUCUACAUCUUGCCAUUAUUGCAUUCGCAUCUCAGUGGACCCAACAUGCAGCGAAGGGUACAGGGCUUUCUGUCCCAGAGCCUAUCUCCCGUGACGAACGUUCCAUCAGAGAGUAUGUUUGGAACGAAGCAAGACAUGCCCUUGAGCAUUCGACGAGAAUUCCUUCAUUCCGAGUCAUAUUUGCCAACAUUAUAUUUUCUUUGACGCAAAGCCCGCUGGAUCAUUCACAGGACAUAGGCUUAGGCCAGCUCCUAGAAAACGACGGUGCACCAACAUUUCUAGAAGCCGCCAAUCGCCAGCUUUAUACAUUUCGCCACAAGGGGUCAAUUGGGUCAACAUUUGCCGAUGAUCCAGAAUCUUUGAAUGCUUCGGAGCCAAGACAGCUUGAUCCUAUACUAGCUAGCCAGGAGCACAGGAGCACGCUUGGUCUUCUAUUCUGGCUUGGAAUUAUGUUUGACACGCUCAGUGCAGCGAUGUACCAGCGUCCUCUUGUUGUGUCGGAUGAGGAUAGUCAAAUUUCCUCAGGCUCUCCUGCGGUUUCCGAGGUCAAGGACCAGCUUCAACGCGGCAGCAUUUCGCAAAAUAGCACUCGCAUGAAAAAGGAUGUAUGGGACGACUUUUUCCUUCAGCCCUCUGCCGAACGUGAUGAUCUUGGUCAAAUUCAUGUAAGAUGGCCAUGCUCCUAUGAAGAGGCUGCAGCGGUUCUUUCAGAAGCAACCCCCGUCAAGGUUCUACUGUAUCGUCGAGUCACGCAGCUUCAAACUCUUGUUUAUAGAGGUGCUAGCUCUGAUAAGCUCGAAGAAAUUGUUCAAAAGACUCUUCUAGUCUAUCAGCAUUGGAAUUACUCAUAUCAAAGGUUCAUGCUCGACUGUGUCGAGAACCAUGAGCUUCUACCAUCGCGCAUACAGUCAUGGUACGUCAUACUCGACGGCCACUGGCAUCUUUCAAUCAUGCUAUUGGCAGAUACGAUCGAGGGCAUUGAUAAGGGAAGACUUGGCUCAGAGCAUGAGCGGGUAGCCCGCAAAGCUACGAAUUUCGUCUCAACGUUAAGAACAGAGCAUGCCUUUGCGGUUGGCAGCCUUGCCCGUGCUUCGCUUCAGGGUCAAAAUCCCUCUAUGUAUGCCAACUUCCACGAUUCGCUCAAUGAAGUGGCAUUUCUGGUCGAGCCUUGGACCGUGGUUUUGAUCCACUCCUUUGCCAAAUCGGCUCACAUCUCUAUUGAGAGUCUCAAUCUGCCGGGGGAACAUAGUGGGUUAGCGAAUUCGUUCAAACAAAAUUGCGAGUUUUGUAUUUGUGCGCUUCAAUAUCUCGGAAGGAAGUCCGACAUGGCUUUUAUGGUCGCCAGAAAUUUGUCAAGGUCUUUGAGUGUGAAAGUGGCACAAAUGGCCUGA
Molecule: messenger RNA, 2370 nt
Organism: Penicillium manginii
Lineage: Eukaryota; Fungi; Ascomycota; Eurotiomycetes; Eurotiales; Aspergillaceae
Product: Zn(II)2Cys6 transcription factor domain-containing protein
Exons: 3
Coding region: 1-2370 (789 amino acids)
Biological process (GO): regulation of DNA-templated transcription
Molecular function (GO): DNA-binding transcription factor activity, RNA polymerase II-specific; zinc ion binding
Source: RefSeq, a predicted model, not a curated record